Nematolebias whitei (Rio pearlfish) is the source of this 5236-nucleotide messenger RNA. RefSeq names its product regulator of G protein signaling 12b (gene rgs12b). The record is from RefSeq and is a predicted model, not a curated record. Bases 1 to 4656 code for a protein of 1551 amino acids. Gene Ontology annotation, biological process: signal transduction. The transcript has 18 exons. Gene Ontology annotation, molecular function: protein binding; GTPase activator activity. NCBI's taxonomy places the organism in Eukaryota, Metazoa, Chordata, Actinopteri, Cyprinodontiformes, Rivulidae.
AUGGAUCAGAAGAGGUUUCCUGGCACAAUGUCCAGGCAGCUGGACGCACCGUCCAGGAGACGCCCCUGUGUCGGAGGUGGGAUAAGUUGUCCUCAGCCUCCCCCACCUCCUGCUCAGUACGGUCGUAUGAAGGCGGUGGAGGUGGCGAGAGGGAGGACGGGCUACGGCUUUACGCUGACGGGCCAAAGCCCCUGUGUCCUCAGCUGCAUCCUGAAAGGAAGUCCGUCAGACUACGUGGGGUUGCGCUCCGGAGACUACAUCCUCUCCGUCAACGACAUCAACGUCUCCAAGGCGUCGCAUGAAGACGUCGUCAAACUGAUUGGACGAUGUUCUGGUGUUCUCAAGCUCGUCAUUGCUGAGGGAGAGCAUCACAAGCGCCACCACCACCAAAGGACCCCCGGCAGCCGCCACCACAGCAGCAACGCAGUGGCGGCGGCUCCUCUGGACUCCUGCUCCAGCGAAGAUGAGCUGGACGGUUUCUAUGACAACAGCGUUAGCAACAACAUCAGCAGCAGCAGCAGGUCGGGCUCCGGAGCUCACUGGGGCAGGUACAAACCCAAACGGGACUCAAAGCAGCUGGGCAUCAACAGAGCAGAGAGGGUGGUGGCAGAGCUGCAGUCUGGAGGAAUCUUCAACAUGAUCUUUGAGAACUCCAGCCACUCGUCCAGCAGCUCGGACAAGGACCGGCCCGGCGUCGCCUCGACUUCAAAGCCUCGUCCAGUGUCUGAUCCAGAGUUCUUCCCGUACCGAAAUCCCUCUCGCUCCCAGAGCAACCCCAACCUUCUCUCUGAGGAGGAGAUGGCCCAGGUUCUGAACGACGAUUCGGUCUUCCUGGAGUCAGACGUUCACCACCAUCACCAUCAAGAAGAGCAGGACUUGGAUGGAGGAGAAGGUGGAGAUUUUGUCCUAGAACCCAGCGAAGGGAUCCUCAACGUGGGGAUGGUUGUUGGCUACCUUGGCUCCAUUGAGCUCGCCUCCACAGGCACCAACCUGGAGAGUGACAGUGUGCAAGCCAUCAGGGGGAGCAUGAGGCGCCUCCGGGCGGAGCAGAAGAUUCAUUCGUUGGUCCUCAUGAAGGUCAUGCACGACAGUGUGCGCCUGUGCAGUGACAGAGGUCACGUCUUGGCCUCUUAUCCUGCAGAGAAACUGGCCUUCAGCGCCUGUUGUCCCGACGACCGGCGCUUCUUCGGGCUGGUCACCAUGCAAGCCUCGGACGACUACGACGACCAUCGCCUCAGCGACGGACGAGACGAGGAAGCGGGUUUGAGGACUUCGUGUCACGUGUUCAUCGUGGAUCCAGAGCUUUGUCACCACCAGCUCCAUUCAGGGGUCGCCAGGAGGUUCGGCUUUGAGUGCACCCCUGACCCAGACACGGGAGGCUGCCUGGAGUUCCCCCUCAGCUCUCAGCCUCUCCUCCAGUUUGUGUCCGUCCUCUACCGGGACAUGGGAGACAACAUCGAGGGGGUUCGGGCGCGUGCUUUUCACGAUCCGGACAACGACGCCCAGCAGAACCACAGCACCAGCAGCAACAGCGACAGUGGGAUCGGCAACUUUUUACCCGAAGAGAAGAGCAACCGAGUGCUUUUGGUGGACCUGGGUGGUCCUCCCAGUCACAACCAUACGCCCGGGGCGCGGCACUGGGACAGCCCGCCUUCGUCCCAGCAGGCGUGGAGCCCCACACCAGGAGCCGCAGCCGCUCCUCCGCCGCCUCCGAUGCUGAGAAACGGCCACUACCUCCACGAUCCGCACCUCGCUGACCUCCCUCACCCUCUCCCUCUCCCCUCGACUCACCCCGACGGCCCCGGCAGGCUUUCACGAGGGCUCCACCCACACCACUACUCGUCGGGGAAGCUGGGAGGAGCAGCUGUGGGAGGAGAAAGGAGAGGGGCUGGAGGAGCAGCAGGGGUGGAGCCGCAGCGGUGGCUGCCCGUCCACGUGCUGAGAGACUGGCGUCAGCAGCAGCACCGCCACCACUUCCAAGGUCUGAGCAGCGACCAGGAGUCCUACGCCGAGUCCACCGACGGGUGGUCUUCAGCCAACUGCAGCACUCUGCCCCCGCCCAUGAAUAAGAUCCCGGCAGACCGCUACCGGGCCCCGUUGGCCCCUGGGGACCACUUGCAAAAGCCUGGUGGGAGCCAGGCUCCUCCUGCACCUCCCCACGCUCACCGGCUGGCUGCGCACAAAGACGAGUGGGCCAAGAAACUGUUCGGUGAGCGGGAACGCACCGGAGCCCGGAGGAGCGUGAAGGAGAAGAAGCGAGAAGGGACCUGGAAGGAGGGCGAGAAGAAGCGUUCUUCGGCCCGACGCUCCUUCGGACGCUCCAAACGUCUCAGCAUGGCUCGCUCGCUGGACGACCUGGAGGUGAGGAGCACUCACGCGUUCUUUUGUCCCAUUCGAAACGUGUGCAUCCCUGACGAUAGCGGCCCGUCCUCGCAUGACAUGACGAGCCCUCAGCCCACGUCGCCGUGGCAACACCGACGCACUCAACUGAACAGCGUGGAGCUGCAGGGCUGCAGCAGCGACAACAGUCUGAACAGUAAUGCCAGUCUGCCCAGUGUCCAGUACCACCAGCGCCACACGGAGCGCAGGGUGGCCAGCUGGGCCGCCUGCUUCGAGUGGCUGCUGCAGGACCCCGUGGGAGUUCGCUACUUCUCGGAAUUCCUCAAAAAAGAGUUCAGUGAGGAGAAUAUUCUUUUCUGGCAGGCUUGUGAAUUCUUCAGCCAUGUUCCCGAGAACGACAACAAGCAGCUUUCACAGCGCGCCAGAGAGAUCUACAACAGCUUCCUGUCCAGUAAAGCCACCACGCCGGUCAACAUCGACAGCCAAGCUCAGCUGGCCGACGACAUCCUGAACGCACCCAAACCCGACAUGUUCAAGGAGCAGCAGCUGCAGAUCUUUAACCUGAUGAAGUUCGACAGCUACACACGGUUCCUCAAGUCUCGUCUGUAUCAGGCGUGCAUGCUGGCAGAGGUGGAGGGCCGGCCGCUACCGGACCCGUACCACAUCCCCAGCAGCCCCACCUCCAAACACAGCACCACCGGUUCUGACCGCUCCAACCUCUCCACGCCCAAGAAGGAGGACAAGAAGAAUAAAUCCGGUCGGUCUUUAAAUGAGGACGUUCGAGAUGAUUCAGGCGACAGGAAGAAAGGCACGUUUUUCUCGUGGUCUCGCAACAGGAGCUUCGGCAAAGGACCGAAGAAACGAGAGCUGGCUGAUUUCAACUACAAUUUUACUGGGACUAAUGGCCGCCGCGAGUCCCAAGGUUCCCUGUCUUCAGGAGCCAGUCUGGAGCUGGGGACCUCAGGGAGGAACGAGGGAGAUGUUUCUCGUACGGCAGCAGAUCGUGGAGGAAGCGGCGCCCCCUUGAGGCAGUGCAGCAUAAACCUUCCAGACGGCUCGUGCUGCUCGGUUCCUCUGAAGGCCGGGCUGUCCAUCAGAGAGCUGCUGCAGGGUCUUUGUGAGAAGCUCUGCAUCAACCUGGCAGCUGUAGACCUGUUCCUAGUUGGAGGCGAGAAGCCUCUUGUUUUAGACCAAGACUGUUUGACCCUGAGCUCUCGAGACCUCAGGCUCGAAAAACGAACCCUCUUCAGACUCGACUUGGUUCCCAUCAACCGUUCGGUGGGUUUAAAAGCUAAGCCCACUAAGCCGGUGACGGAGGUCCUGAGGCCCGUUGUGGCAAAAUACGGCCUGCACCUUUCUGACUUGGUGGCACGUAUAAGCGGAGAGUCGGAGCCGUUAGAUUUAGGUCUUCCUAUUUCCAACCUGGACGGUCUGCGGGUGGUUUUAGAUGUAGAAGGAAACCUUCCUGGAAAAGACAAACAAAAAGUGUCUCCCUCUAAGAAUCACCUUCCAGCCUCUUCAAGCAGGAACCAGUCGUCGACAGGUGAGGACAGGCCAUCAAGGAAAGCCGGCACAGCCCAUCCCCAUGGGGAAAAUGGCCAGGCUGGAUCAGGCCCUGACAAAAGCGGCCAGCCUUUAUCCAACCACUCUGUCUUUCAUCAUAAGGCUCCAGAGAAAAGAAAGCAGAAAAAGAUAAAUAUAGACGAAGCUGAAGAGUUCUUCGACCUCAUAUCCAAAGCUCAGAGCAACAGAGCCGACGACCAGCGAGGCCUGCUAAACAAGAGCGACCUGCAGCUCCCAGACUUCCUGCGCCUGUCGCCAGCGGUCAACAGCCAGACUGCGCCUCCUCCGUGCAACCCUGAGCCCAGUUGCUCCACCCCGAACUCCCGUCACCCCAACAACAGCAGCUUCCCUGGCAGCGGUCGCCGAGGCAACAAGUCACACGGCAACGAGCGGGGAAGCGUAGGCAGCACACACUUGCUCAGCGCGAGCCAUCAGUCGCAGAGCUUGGACUCUGCGCUGAGCACAGAGAGCGGAGGGGGCAGGAAACCCCGGCCACCUCCUCUGUUUUCAUCCACCGUCUCCCCCAUCCACCCGUCCCGAGCCACUCCGCACACCUUCCAGGACUCUGCCGGGGGAGAAUCGAUCCAAAUGCUGGAGGAGGACACCCUGUCUGAUCUGACUCUUGUGGGGGAGGGUGACAUUAACAGCCCCAGCCUCAGUUACGUCACUCCCUCAGCCCUGCUGAGUAAAGCCCGGCCUCGGCCUCAACAGGCACAGGACAGCCGACCUAGCUCAGGUACAUGCCCGGUGUGAAACUGUUGAACCAUCAACCCUCCCUUCAUCUGACUGCUGGUGGGACUGGAGGUCCGCUAAAGUCACUUUGAGUGUUCUUUGGUUCAAAAUGCAUCUAGAUCUCCUCUUUUCUUCCACUCCACCGCAUAGGGGAACAAAUCAUUUGAUUAACUAAACUCUGCAGUUUAAUGAUGAUUAGACAAGUGUUUACCCCAAAUUUAUAUAACAAUACACUCAAAAAAUGUAAAGAUUGCAGCUAAGACCUUCGCAAGUUAGUAGAAAAUAGUUGAGGCAAACAGUGAGUUUAAAUGCAAAGGUAUUUGUGCACUAUUUUGCGUCCAGCAAUCCACUCUGUUGAAAACAGACUUGGUAAAAAGGUGUCGUGACACAAAGAGAGGAAACAUGGAUGCAUUGCUCAGACUUGACCCUGGACUCUCCCUGUGUGGUGUGUAUCUGUGUGAACUAUUGAAUGGACUUGCUGUGGACAUUUUUCUCUUUAUUUUUCUUGAAAAUUGAGGACGAGCGUGGGAGGAUUUGGCGAAGACCAGUUCCAUUUUCACUCCUCUAGCACCCCCAAAUAUUUAGAAUCUAACGAUGCACU